GCCAGACGGGAGGGGAUCGAGGUGGAGGGGCUGGGUGUGGGGUUCCCUGGGCCUGCGGAGAGGCCGAGACUGGAGCGAUCGGACUUGUGUGCAAGAAGAGACGGCCCGAAGAGAAUUCCGGACCGGGAGACCCGCCUUCCCAGGCCCCGGCCACUCCCAGUUCCCCCAGCGACGGCUGCUUCCUGGUGCCCGACGCAGCCAUGGCUGAGGAACAGCCUCAGGUCGAAUUGUUCGUGAAGGCUGGCAGUGAUGGGGCCAAGAUUGGGAAUUGCCCCUUCUCCCAAAGACUGUUCAUGGUGCUCUGGCUCAAGGGAGUCACCUUCAACGUCACCACCGUGGACACUAAGAGGCGGACAGAGAUGGUGAAGAAGCUCUGUCCAGGUGGGCAGCUUCCGUUCUUGCUGUAUGGCACUGAAGUACACACAGAUACCAACAAGAUUGAGGAAUUUCUGGAGGCGGUGCUGAGUCCUCCCAGGUAUCCAAAGCUGGCUGCACUGAACCCUGAGUCCAACACAGCUGGUCUGGACGUAUUUGCCAAAUUUUCUGCCUACAUCAAGAAUUCCAACCCAGCACUCAAUGAUAAUCUAGAAAAGGGGCUCCUGAAAGCCUUGAAGGUUUUAGACAAUUACUUGACAUCCCCUCUCCCAGAAGAAGUGGAUGAGACUAGUGCUGAAGAUGAGGGCAUCUCUCAAAGGAAGUUUCUGGAUGGCAAUGAGCUCACCCUGGCUGACUGUAACUUGUUGCCUAAGCUUCACAUAGUGCAGGUGGUGUGCAAGAAAUACAGGGAUUUCUCCAUCCCUGAGGCUUUCCGCGGAGUGCACCGGUACUUGAGCAAUGCCUACGCUAGGGAAGAAUUCGCCUCCACCUGUCCGGAUGACGAGGAGAUAGAGCUGGCCUAUGAGCAAGUGGCCAAAGCCCUCAAAUAAAGCCCGUGUUCUCUACGAGGCCUUGGGUGGCUUCCUACCCAAUCAAUGGACACACUCCAAACUGGCCAGUGGGCUGAGAAUUGAGGCGCUUGUGCAGGGUUGGGGGUGGGAUAAGGGAUAAGAUUUUUAUUGUGGGUGGGUAGGACAACGCAUUUCAGUAAUAAAAUACGGAAUGGAAA
Molecule: messenger RNA, 1105 nt
Organism: Jaculus jaculus (lesser Egyptian jerboa)
Lineage: Eukaryota; Metazoa; Chordata; Mammalia; Rodentia; Dipodidae
Gene: Clic1
Product: chloride intracellular channel 1
Exons: 6
Coding region: 201-926 (241 amino acids)
Source: RefSeq, a predicted model, not a curated record